UGGGGUUCAGGCCCUGGAAGAUGCGCUAGAAGCGUACGCAGAAGUGAACUAUCAAAGAUGCAGGAGGUCGUCUUCUUCCCGCUUCUCCUGGGUGCCCUGUCAGGUGGACAGGCACUACACCUAAUCCACUUACCCGCUAUGAGCAAAGUAGCAGAGAAUUCUCCACCUGAGACGUCAGUGCACAAGUUUUCUGUGAAUUUAUCAGCAUCACUGUCACCUGUGGUCCCAGGGUUCCCCCUGAUAAUCAACUCCAGUCCCCUCACUCGGGCCUUCAGGGUGAACUGGCUGUCGGACACUGACUUUGAGGUUGUCACCACUGGGAUGGAACAAUUAGAUUUUGAAGCAGGACCACACAUAUUUGACUUGCAGAUUUAUGUGAAGGAUGACAUGGCUGUCACUGACCUGCAGGUCCUGACAGUCCAGGUGACAGAUGUGAAUGAGCCGCCUGAGUUUCAGGGCAACUUGGCAAAAGGUCUAGAUCUCUAUAUAGUGGAAGGAACAAAGCCCGGAUUCGUUUACCAGAUGGAGGCCUUCGAUCCAGAAGACACAAGUCAAAACCUACCCCUCAGUUAUCUCCUGAUUUCCCCUUCAAAGAAUUUCAGAAUGUCUGCUAAUGGGACCCUCUUCUCCACAACAGAAUUUGACUUUGAAGCAGGACACAGCAGUUAUCAUCUCAUCGUGGAAGUGAGAGAUAGUCAAGGACUUGGAGCAUCCACGGAGCUGCACGUGAAUAUCGUGAACAUCAAUGAUGAGAUCCCACGCUUCACCAGCCUGACACACACGUACACGAUUCCCGAGGAGCUGAGUCCAGGAAUCAUCGUGGCCCAUAUCACAGCGGAGGACCCUGAUGAUAAAGGUUUUACCCACUUCCUUCUCUACAGCAUCACUACUGUCAACAGCUAUUUCAUGAUCAAUCAAUUGACUGGGACCAUCCAAGUGGCGCGCAGGAUAGACCGAGAUGCAGGUGAAUUAAGACAAAAUCCCAUCAUAUCUCUGGAGGUUCUGGUGAAGGAUAGACCCUCCGGGGGUCAAGAGAAUCGCAAGCAGAUAACCUUCAUUGUGGAAGACAUUAAUGACAACCCCUCGACAUGCACCAAGUUCACCUUCAGCAUCACGGUGCCUGAGAGAGCAGCCAGGGGGACGUUGCUUCUGGACCUGAACAAGUUCUGCUUUGAUGAUGACAGCAAAGCACCAAACAACCAAUUCAACUUCACCACGCCAUCUGGAGUGGGGAGCGGCAGCAGGUUUUUACAGGAUCCAGCUGGCUCUGGGAAAAUCGUGUUGAUUGGUGAUCUAGAUUAUGAAAAUCCCAGUAAUCUAGCAGCCGGCAAUAAAUACACCAUGAUAAUUCAGGUACAGGAUGUUGCUGCUCCUUACUAUAAAAAUAACAUCUACAUUUAUAUCUUAACAAGUCCAGAAAAUGAGUUUCCUCUUGUCUUUGAUAGUCCGUCCUAUGUAUUUGCCGUGUCAGAACUGAGCCCACCUAGAACCCGGGUUGGACGAGUGCAAGCGACAGAUAAAGACUUCCCCCAGAGCCGUAUCACAUACUCCAUCUCUGCUGGAGGGGCCAGCCAGCAGUACCCAAAUAUAUUUUGGAUUAAUCCCCAAACGGGAGAACUCCAGCUGGUGACUAAAGCAGACUAUGAAACAAUCCCUGUCUAUAGUCUCAGAAUCCAGGCCACCAACAGCGAGGACAGCAGCUCAGUCACUGUUACUGUGAACAUCGUUGAAGAAAAUGAUGAAAAACCAAUUUGUACCCCAAACUCAUAUUUCCUGGCCAUCCCAGUGGAUCUGAAAGUUGGCACAAAUAUUCACAACUUCAAGCUCACAUGUACUGACCUUGAUUCCAGCCCUAGGUCUUUUCGUUACUCCAUUGGCACAGGCAACAUCAACAGUCAUUUCACUUUCUCUCCCAACGCUGGGUCCAAUGUUACAAGCCUGAUCCUGGCGACUCGCUUUGAUUAUGCUAGUGGGCUUGAUGAGAUCUGGAACUACAAACUGCUUGUCUACAUAACCGAUGACAACUUGCUGUCCGGCAGGAAGAGGGCUGGGGCUCUUGUUGAAACCGGGACCGUGUCACUGAGUAUUAGUGUCAUUCCUCACCCAACCACGAUUAUCCCCACAACUCCCAAGCCAAGGAUCACCUACCAGAUCCUGAGGAAGAACGUGUAUUCUCCAUCUGCGUGGUAUGUGCCUUUUGUCAUCACUUUGGGCUCCAUGUUGCUUCUGGGUCUUCUGGUGUCCACGAUCGUCCUGCUGGCCAAAGCCAUCCACAGACACUGUCCCUGCAAGACUGCGAAGCACAAGAAACCUCUGGUGAAGAAAGUAGAAAUGAAGAACACAAAGAGAGAGGUCAUGGUGGAAACAAUCCAGAUGAACACAGUCUUUGACGGAGAAGCCACUGAUCCAGUUACUGGGGCAAUAUAUGAAUUCAACUCAGAGACUGGAACCAGAAAGUGGAAAGACUCCUUAACCCAAAUGCCAAAAUGGAAAGAGUCCAACCCCCAGGGAGCUGCUCCAAGAAGACCUGUACCUCGGGAAGGGACCAGGCCACCAAGGAGCGCCGACAAGGAAAGAGAUGGUCUGAGCAGCAAAGUCCAGGCUGAGGAUGCAGGUCUGGGGCCCAGGAGCCAGGACAGCAUGUCGAGCACCCCAAAGAACAGAAACCCAGACGUUACGAGAGGGGCAUCCCCCAAACGGCACCCAGAGAAGUGAACUGGGCAACAAAGCAAGCAAACUUGGCUGUCUGGAUGCUGCUUCACCAAACUACAUUCUUCGAGGGCAGGAUGGGAAGCAGAAAAUGUAGGGGAUCCAGGGUCCCAGAAGGAAUGUUUGACAAACUUCAGGAGUGGUUUUGCUCAAAUCAUCUGUGCCUCUGAUCAGCUGGACUGUUAACUUGAAUGUGGACUAGUGUUUCUUCUUCAUAUUGACUCUAGGAAGCCGCCUUCCAUUCCAUUCACCCUUAGAAAGUGCAGGAGACCUGCUGCCUAAAUUCUGAGGGCUACCCUCCCGUCUGGUGCCACCUUUUUUUUUUUUUUUUCCCUGCCUUAAUUUUGGUGUCUCCCAGAUUUCUUCACUGAUAAAUACAGUUCAGCACCAUUGUAAGUCACCUCUAAUCUUUUUCUAAAGAGGCAGAGCAGUGGGGGAAAAAUGAUGAAUAAAUAAAAAGUUGUUCAUCUGGAAAGAAGAAAACACACUAGAUACCUUUAAUUCUUUCUCAUUAAGGUAAAACUGAUAAUGCAAUAAAACGCACAGAUCUAAGGCACUCAGCUUGAUACCAUGUAGACUCCUGCCAGAGGCAACCACUAUUCGGGUCUUUAUUGUCAUAAAUUACUUUUGCCUUUUUGG
Molecule: messenger RNA, 3348 nt
Organism: Cervus elaphus (red deer)
Lineage: Eukaryota; Metazoa; Chordata; Mammalia; Artiodactyla; Cervidae
Gene: CDHR3
Product: cadherin related family member 3
Exons: 19
Coding region: 58-2715 (885 amino acids)
Biological process (GO): homophilic cell-cell adhesion
Cellular component (GO): membrane
Molecular function (GO): calcium ion binding
Source: RefSeq, a predicted model, not a curated record